Molecule: messenger RNA, 8926 nt
Organism: Plasmodium vivax (malaria parasite P. vivax)
Lineage: Eukaryota; Apicomplexa; Aconoidasida; Haemosporida; Plasmodiidae
Exons: 1
Coding region: 572-8926 (2784 amino acids)
Molecular function (GO): protein binding
Source: RefSeq, a predicted model, not a curated record
GCCACUGAGGGGGGAAGUUUUAAAUCCUGAGUGGUCAAUUUUUUCGACGCAUCCCACGUGGGAAUACAUACGUGUGCGCGCAUACACGUAUGCACAUACACGUAUUCAGAUACCCCAGUGGAGAGUUCAUUUUUUCUUCAGCUGUCACGUGUGGCUGAGCGUACUGUGCCCACCUUGCGUAGUGGCAUAAAGCGCGGGGCUGCUCGCCGAGACAGUUGCCAGAGGGGCGCGCGUUUGUAUAAGUGUGUAUAAGUGUGUAUAUGUAUGCAUGUAUAUGUAUAUGCAUAUGUAUGUACAUGUGUGCGCUUCCCUUUUCCGACCGCGCGUGCGCACGCAGCUAAUGUAAGAAUGGUACAUUUUUUUCCCUCCCAAGAGUUCAAGGGGCAGUGAGCAGGCAGAGCCCGCGGAGGGGUGUAAAUGUAUAUAUAUGUAUAUGUGUGUGUAUAUUUAUAAAGAGUUAUAUGCGCCCCCACGCGCGAGGCACUGAGGAAAACGCAACCCAGGUGAACGCGAACCGACCGGUGCUCCGCUACCCCGAGUGACGAACGAACCGCCGCCAACUUAGCAGAAGAUGAACUCCAAAAAGAACCAUUUCAACAAAGUGGGCAGGCAAACGGCGAACCCCAAUUUGGGGAGGAAAAAUAAUUCCUAUAAGGAAAACACCUACGGACAGACGAACGGAGGGAAGGUUUUCAAGUUCAUGAGCGAUUUGAAGUAUAAUGGCUACGGCAAGAACGUGGAGGGAGCGCAUUCCGACAAGAGCUCCCUCACUAGUAGGAAUGGAAAGGCCUACGGAGUGAGUAGCAAAAGGAGAAGCAAACAACGGCAGCAACAGCAUCAGCAGCAGGUGGAAGAGGAGGAAGAGGAGGAUGAUGACGAAGAGGAGGAAGAGGACGAAGAGGACGACGAUGAUGAGGAAGACGAAGAGGACGACGACGAUGAUGAGGACGAAGCGGAUGACGAAGAUGGCGAAGAUGGCGAAGACGACGAUGAUGAUGGCGAAGAUGGCGAAGACGACGAUGACGAUGACGAUGACGAUGACGAAACGAACAGCAGCGAACUGAGCGAUUUCUCCGUGAAAAAAAAAAAAAAAAAAAAAAACGUUCAUAAAAAUGAUAACUUUUACGAAGGGAUAGAAACAUCAAGUACAAAAAAUAAAGUCAAUCUGAAAAAUUAUAACUCCGAUUAUUAUGACAUUUACUCCAACAUAUACUCCUACUAUGACAUUUUUACAGAAGAUAAAAAUGAAAAAAAAAAGUUUAAAUAUUUUAAGGACGUUUUUUCCAAUUUCGAUCCCAAAUAUGAAAAUAAGGAAUAUAACUACGGCGUGGACUUGAGCAAAAAGCUGCAAGAAAAACACAUCCCCAUUAUCCCUCCGAAUAAAAAAGGAAACCAUUUUGAUAAACCCCCUACUAAAGAGGAUAGGGGAAACAGAACUGCCUCCCCCCUCAUUCCCAACCUACCCGCUACAGAAAAUAGUAACUCCAUCAGCGCGGGGGGAAGUGGUAGACUCGGUAGUAACGUCAACACUGCGUUUUUGAGCAACAGUGUUUUCCAAAAUGGGGAUGGCAGAGACGCCCGGGGUGGUAAAGAUAAUCUAGACAAUCGAAAUAACAACGAUAAUAAGGAUAGCACUCACGUCGCCGCUGGGAUGAAUGGCCUGCGCAAUGAGUUCUAUGCCGGAAGUGGCUCCCUGAGGGCGAAGCGGAACAACCUGAAAAAGGGCGCAACUAGCAAGGACCCCCUCCUCAAAGGUAACAAGAAGAAGCUCGUCCCUUUGAAAAAGAAGAAGAAAAAAAAGAGCACCAGCGAAGAGGUCAGCGUGAACGAUAGGGAGAAUUUCAGCGCGCAUGUGGGCGCGAAUCAGGGUACCAACCAGGGUGCGAACCAGAGUGCGAACCAGAGUGCGAACCAGAGUACCAACCCGAUUACCUCCGCUAGCGCCACCGCUAGUGCCGCCGCGAGCGCUUCCCUAAAUGCUGGCCCAAACGUGAUCGAAUUUAAAAAGAGCCCCGGCGAGCCGAAGAACGGCGCGGGGGACAUCUACGGCAACCGCGACUUUUCCAACCUGAGGGGAAGCGCGAACGCCAGCAGGGAAAAGGCGAAGAAGAAGUUCAGCCACCCCGCGGAGGAGGUCGCCAGCAUCGCUAGGAAGGCAAAGGGGAGAGGCAGGCGACCCGGCCUGUUCGACCACCAGGAGAAUAGCGAGCUGAGCAGCGCCACGGCUUACGCGAAGUAUGGGAAGUAUGGGAAGUUCUCAAAGGAACGGGCCAAGGCGCAGCUGGGCGGCGUGAGCGGCGCCCCCCACCGGAAGGGCAGCCUCGGCAACGCGAGCGAUGCGAGCAACCCGAGCAAUGCGAGCAAUCUGAGCAACCCGAGCAACCUGAGCAACUUGAGCAACCCGAGCAACAUCAGCCUGGACAGCUCGUGCUCCAUCGAGCUGGACGACCCCCUGGAGGAAGGCAAAGCACCAGACGUGAAAAAGGAAGGAAGCAUGAAGUUUUUAAAAAACCCAACCAAGAAGAGAAUGCACAAGCUGAAAAAAAUCGUAGAAAUUUUGGAAUACUCCAUCUACAAUGAGGAAAAGAAAGGGUCCAAAUUGGAGGCAAAGCUAUACGACUAUGUACUCCUAACGAGGAACCUCAAACAAGAAAUUGCCAACCUGGAGGAACUCAACAAUAGCAAUAAGAACAAAAUGGCUAGCUAUGAAAAGGACAUAACCAAGCUGAAGGAACAGAACGAAGAAAUGAAGCUGACCCUUUCCACCUUCGAAAAUGAGCUGAGCAGUUUAAUAAAUAAAUUUGACAAAAACUUUGCCAAAGAAUUGAUCGACACGAAGACGCAGAACGAUGUGCUGAAGAAGGAAGUUGAGAGACUCAAAAUGGAGAUUGAGAAAAAAAACCACGAAAUAAAGAAGAUAGAAAAUUGGAAUGACUUGACGAAGAAGCUAAGUGCGGAGAAUGUAGUGAUGCAGGGGGGGGCAGGGGGAGUGCCCUCCUCUGUCCACAUGGCCGGAGUCAACAGUACAAGUGCAGCAAAUGGCCCACUGAGCCAUGUAAACCUAGCCAGUGGAGUUGCCAACUCUAACGGUGCCCCAUCCAGCGGUAGUAGAAUCCCCGCGCUGAGCGACCACAAUGAGCAGGGGGGAGACCUCGGAGGAAACCUCGGAGGAACAACCCCCCUGGAGAAGAACCCCAAAGAAGCAGUCACCACCACGGCGUACGAGUUCCCCUUUUACUACGGCGCCAGUGAGGAAAUCGAACCAUCUGUGGUUGAAGAUUUACUCUUAAAAAUGAAAACAAUCAGAAUUGUGUAUGAGAAAAAUAUUGAAAGGUAUGACGAUGACACCAAGGCGACGAUUUACGGAUGCUACAUCUCAAACUUCAUUUUAGAAAAUAAAGACAUAUGCAACCACAGGAAGGUGUUGAAGCACCUGCAGGAGUACUGCCUAAUCGAGUCGAAGAUGCUGAACGUGCAUUUGUGCCUGCGAAAGGAAAGGUGCGAUAACGUACCUUUGAAGGAGCUCGAGAAGGAAGUCAUUAGGCAGCUGGAAAAUCCAGACUCGGACAAAAACAAAGAGAGGGUGGCCCUCAUCAACUCGAUUAUGUUAACCCUUCUGUUUAAGAAUAUGCACAUUUAUAAUUUGUAUCGCCUAUUUGUUACCUGUCUUAAAUGUGACAACUUUCGGUGGAUACGCUUGAUGAAGAAGUCCCUCUUUUUGAAAUUUUUCGACCUCUGUUUGGUCGACUCGAAUGUGAAGGGGAGCAUCUGCCUCCCCAACGUGAAGGAGGCUCGGCUGAUCCACGUCCCCCCCGCAGAAGCACUGCCCGACCCGCAGGAACGCCUACCCGUGGAGAGCCUCCACCAAGUGCAGUAUCAAAUAAAGCACCCCAUGUUUUACUGCUCCAACGAAACGCUGAAGAGGUUAAUUUCCAGCAUGUUUUUGAACUUCGCCAAGGAUCCUAUCAACCCCCAAAAUUGCGACAACAUAUACCACUACGUAUUGCAGAAGAAAAAUUUUGACCUUCUCAAGCUGCUGAAAUUAUCAGGCAAAAAUUACAACUACAUAUUUAACAAAAAUGGGGAGAACAAAACGCCCCUGGAUUACCUAGACAAUGAGGACAUCAAAAUUGACCUCAUUUCUGGGUACAUCCUGGACAUUGCGGGCAAGGGGGCAGAUAAUUACAAAAACGCAAAGUAUGAGGUGGCCUUCGACCUCUACAGUGAAGCGUUGGAAAAACAAAUAAAACUUUCUGAAUCCGUUCGGAUGGGAAAAUCGAUGAAUGAAAAUAUAGGGAAGCUAUACUACAACAGAGCACGCACGUUAAUGCACCUGAACAAGUGGAUCGACGUAAUUGAAAACUGUAACAACUGCUUGAAGUACAUUCCCAAAUAUAUCAACGCGUUUGACACGCAGAUACACGCGUAUGAAAAUUUGCUGGAGUAUGAAAAUGCUCUGCUGACUUACAAAAAUAUGUGUAUCAAGUGCAACAUCAAACCGGAUGAUAAGGAAGAUAAGUUGAAGUCCCAGAUAAAUGCCACUUCCUUUCAAAUUCUAAAUGUCAACAGGAAUUGCUCCGUCUCAGAAAUUAAACAGGCCUUCUCCAAUUUGUCCAAGAAGUGGCACCCCGACAAACUUGGCAUCAACAGUAGCCCAGAUAUUAAAAAAAGACACAACAAUCAUUUUAAGCGGCUUUUUAAGGCCAAGCAGUUGCUCCUGAACGAUGCCGAAAGGCUCAAGGAGAAGAAGAAGAAAGAGACCAACUAUGUGUAUCCUCAAAUUAUUGAAGAUGUUAGCGGCCACCCAAUGGGUAAUAACAGAACUGGUUCUCACAACAGGCAGAAGGGGAUCACCCCAGGGGAUACCGCAAAUGCGUCAUCUCACCAAAGAGAUUGUAACGUACCCACCGCUGCCAACAACACUCAUGACAGUGGUAGUACCCCCCAUAAGGAUGACCCAGGAGGAGGCAGUGCAGGGGAUGAUGCCCCUAGUAACCCCAACACAGGCACAUUUAACUCAACCACGCAGGGUCCCACUUUUUCCAACGAGGCUAAGAACACCUUCUAUAACACGUACAAAGACGAUAUUGACAAAUUCCAGGAGAAACUAAAAAACUUCAACAAAGGAUUGAACAGCGAAUCGGAUGGCAGCAAAAAUGCCAACCCCUUCCUCAACCUCUUCGAUGGGAAACUCUCCAAUCUAAAUAACGAAAAAGUGGAUGAAAAUUUUUACAAAAAAUUGAAAGAGGAAUAUGAAGGCCUCUCCGAUGAUGAGAUCUCCAAUUUUAAAACAAAAAUUUCCAAUUCGAUUAACAACCUCAUACAGACGGAACUUAACUUGAAGAGAGAGUACCAGGAGCUAUGCAUAAAGGAAAAGACAAAUGUCAUCAUGAAUGCUCGCCUAUGCAUUUUGCAGGAGAUACAGAAGGCGCUCUGUGUGCGGUUAGACAAAGAGAGGAAGCUCAAAGUCGUGGAGAGCAUAAUUAAGGGAAGAACUGAGGAACGAUCGGCUAACUGGGUCAAGGCAAAUGGGGGUGGAGGGACCACCGCAGAGGAGGUCCACCGCGAAGGCGAAAGGGAUGCCCCUCGAAAUGGUAGAAGUGCAGGGUAUACUGCUGAUCCACAAGGGGAUGACGAAAAGGAGAAGGAUUAUCUUCAAAAAAGCUCAUCCAAGUUUGGAAAGGGCGCAUCCGAACCGGAGGUCAAAUGGGAAAACAGCAGAAGGAAAAGCAACACCGAUAAUGGUGGCGGCUUUUUAGAAGACACGGCAUUUUUUCGAGACACGCAAAACAUCAAAGCGAAUAGCGGACUAACCUCAGCGGAGCGAAAGAAGCAACGCCCCGAAGGAAGUGAUGAACCUGGCGGAGGAGGCGAUCAUUCCAUGGGUGAAAGUAACGAUGAUGAGUAUGAUGAUAGCUCCGGUGAGCCACGUGCCGGUAAGCGAAACGGAGACCAACUGGAAGGCGCAAAAAACACGCAGCAGGAAGUGGCGGAAGAUAAAAUGCACGAAGGCGCCGCUAACGAGUUGUUCUACAAUGACGAGAGGGGCUACUUCGAGGACAGCCAAAAAAAUAAAAACACCCCAAGCGGAAGCAGCAACGAUUGUGCAGGGGGGGACACCGCCGAUCAGAGAAGGAGGAAAAAAAAAAGCGCAGAUCUUAAGGAAAACAACAUACAGUGGGAGGAGGACGAAACGGAGAGAGGUGACAGAAAAAAAAACCAGAAAAGCAAAAUGGCCGCAGACAGCAACGACCAUGAGAACUUCAUAUUUUGGGAUGAGAAGGGGAACGCCCACCACGAGGGGAAGGAGAGCACAUGCACAUACGUCUUCGAGCCUGCUGAUAUAUUCCAGGGGAAAAGCGAAGCGAAAGGGGAAGCGAAAAAUCAGGGGAAAAUUAAAGCAAAAAAUGACGGGAAAAAUGACGGCAGUAACUUCUUCGACGGCGUCAGUGCAAACCAGCCGAGUCAGCCCAGCCAACCAUUUAGGCACUCCAACGGACUACCGGGGGAGAGCAGCUCCAUGGGCGAAUAUGAAAAGAGCUUCACUGCUGACAGAUUAGAGGAGAACAAUUUUUUUUUCUUAAGUAAGGGCAACAAGGGGAAGAACAGCCUGAACAAUGCAGGGGGGCCGUUUUACGAUGGGAAUAAUGAGCAGCCAAAUGGGAAUGAACACGACAGUUUUGCCAACAAGGGAGGAGGCGAGGCGGCUCAAGAAGACGGAGAAAACGGAGAAGGAGUAGAAAGAAACGGGGCAAUGGCCAGCAGUCACCAUUUCGCAAAAUCGAUGAGUGAAAGGACCCCCUUUGAUUUCCCCCACGCAGGCAAUUACGAUUACGAGUUGGAAGGUCGCGCCGGUGAUGGGGGUAUCGCGGGUGGGAGUAGCCAUACUGGGGAAGAGCUCACCGAAGGGGGGGGAGCCCCAAGUGCCGUCUCAAAUGUCGCCUGGGGGAACACCGCAAAUGUCAAUUCACACAAAGUGAAUUUCCCAAACGAGCAGGAUGAGUACAACUACCUUAGGGGAAGGAUGAAGGAUAUCAUGGGCACCCCAAGUGGGGCACCUGGAAAUGUGAAGAAGGCCCCCCAGGACGGUAGCAACAGCUGCGAUGGCAACGAACGAAGUGGUGGAGAGGAGGACACCCAGCACGGUCUUGGGGCGGCCGCAAACAACGGCACGUUAAAUAGCGGCAAGCCAAAUAGCGCCUUGCCUGGCAACGCCUCGCAGUAUAACAACCUCCACGUGGACCGCUCCAGCGAUAACCACAGCGACGAUAGCUACCUCAGAAAUGACGCCUACGAAGCGAUUAAUCAGCGGCACGUACACCGCGUAGGCAAAAAGCAGCCCCCCCCCAAAGUAACAGAUUAUAACGAACAGAACCACCACAUAAACGGUGAAGAGAGCGACCCAAUUAACUUCUCCAGCAGCUCGAAGAAGGAGGAACAAUUCGCAGCAAUGCGGUUCCCCGGUAGCAACAGCUACGUGCACAAAGGGGUAGACCAAAAUAUGUUUAACCUACUUAACAUGGACGUCAACUUAGCAGGAAGUAGCUCCUCAGGGAAUUUGAAUUCCACCUACGCAGAGAAAUUUAUGAAGAAAAAUUUAAUGUACUCCAAUGACGCCGUGGACAGAGAGAGGAGGCGAAGUAGCUUCAAACAGCAGGCAGGCACAAAGUAUGCCAGCGACGGGGAAGAAGCAGGAAACGGCGAACAGUUUUACGGGCUCUAUAAUGAUAGCAUUGGGGGCAUUAGCGGUGGAGGCGUUAGCGGCAGGAAGGGAAGCGGUGCCAAUAGCGGGAGCAACGGCAGCAACGGAGGUGGCGCCAAUAACGCAAGUGGCGGCCACCAAGUGAACAACUUCGAGCCCCCGUUUUUUAGCCAAUCCGCGCAGCUCCCCCAUGACCCACCCACAUAUGGAAGAAAAGGUGGGGACCGCAACUCAACCGCACGAAGGGACAGCAACAACGCUGAAUCCUUUGCCAAUUUAAGCAGCGCUCAGUAUGACAACGAAAUCGAAACACAACACCAGACGCCACUUCUCCUGUCGCAACAGGGAUACAAAAAUGCAGAAGGGGGAACCUUUUAUAACAGCCCCAACAGCGAUGCCCACUACGCCAAUGAGCGGUACGAAGAAAAUUAUCAACACGAACAGGGCCACAACAGUUACUAUGCACCUGAUGAGGAAGACACACCAAAUGGCCCAAACAAUGACGACGAUAAGAAUUUCUUCCAAACAGAUAUUAACACAAAUCAAAGUAACACCAAUCAUCUGUACGAGAGUGACAUGAACAAGAGUCCAUUCCCUGAACAGAUAGAUUCCAAACAAGAUAGCUUCCUCUACGAUGACAAUAAUUUUCGCAACAGUAGUUCCAACUUUUAUGGAAAUCACCUGAACAAGUCAUACAAUUAUGAAAAUAUAAAAGUGAGAAAUUCACUCAUGUACAUGAAUGAAAAUGAAGAAAAAAAUAAAAAUGUGAAGAAAAUAUUUUCGAACGAUUUAACUUCCAUUUCGUUGGAUAAAGAAUUUAAUCAGAAGAGUAAAUUCUCUUUCAGUCAGAAAGUGGAGAAACAGAAAGUGAAAAAUGGCAGAGGAAAAGUUCCCGCUGAGGAAAAUAACUUUAUCAAGUUGAAGAAGUCCUCCUUAGAUAAGCUCGGCCCCAAAGUUGAUGCGAGUAAAGCCAGGCCCUUCGCCUCGGCGGCGGGGAUGACGAUGGGUGCGACCGCGGCUCCGUCUGUUACUCCGAUCACUACCUCUGUUGCUACCUCUGUUGCUACCCCGGCCGCUACCCCCGUGGAAGGUUCUCUACCGAAAAAAGUUUUUAAAAAAAACGUGAACGCAGAUGACAAGCACAAGGCUGCCGAUCAGAUGAAACGGGGGAAGGGAAAGGCUAAGGACGGCGGCGUCGCGAACGGCAGCAGGCCAAACAAGUGA